UUUUUCACUCCCCUUUCAUUGCUUGCUUCUUAAGCAUGGCUUCCCUCCCCCUCCAAGAACAUUUCUUAUUACCACCACCUACAAUUCUCACCUGAAAGAGGAAAAGAGCAUACCAUCCUUCUUCCUUUGAAGCUCAGGGAGGAGAGAGAUUAGCAUGACGACCGAUUGGGGGCCUGUCAUCGUGGCAGUGAUACUUUUCAUUCUCCUUUCUCCGGGGCUCUUGUUUCAGCUGCCAGCCAGGGCAAGAAUAAUAGAGUUUGGUAAUAUGUACACAAGUGGGAUCUCAAUUCUGGUUCACAGUAUCAUAUUCUUCGCAAUACUAACCAUCCUGGUGAUUGCAGUAGGCAUUCAUGUGCGUGCUGGCUGAUCAAAGAUGGUGAAAGUUUCAUGUUUUUCCACUUUGGUUUUGGACUGCUUCCUGCCAUUUCUCCCCUCAAAAAGGUUUCUUUGCUUUGCAACUGUAUGUUGGUAGAGAGAUUUGGUAUUUUUAUUCCAUCUUCACAUAAGAUGCAUCGAUUUGGAUUCACAGUUGUAUACUGAAUUAUUGAUGUCGUGCCA
Phoenix dactylifera (date palm) is the source of this 558-nucleotide messenger RNA. RefSeq lists its product as uncharacterized. NCBI's taxonomy places the organism in Eukaryota, Viridiplantae, Streptophyta, Magnoliopsida, Arecales, Arecaceae. The record is from RefSeq and is a predicted model, not a curated record.